Messenger RNA from Geodia barretti, 249 nucleotides. The record is from the annotation of a GenBank genome assembly. NCBI's taxonomy places the organism in Eukaryota, Metazoa, Porifera, Demospongiae, Tetractinellida, Geodiidae.
CUCCACCUCAGCCAAAGCCAGCUGGAUUCACUGGAGAUCAUGGUGACUGUGGGGAACAAAGUGCAGGAGACAUCAUGUGCAUGGUUUAAUGCCAUGUUUGGUGGAGUGGCAGCAGACGAGAGUGGAGAGUGCUCUGACACACACAUGACCUCCUUCUGUCUCAGAGUUCAAAUAGUCAACACCUACCUGGACAUCUACCACAGCUAGCUGGACAAACACUAUAAUUAUUAUAUACUACAAACAGAUAUC